AUGUUUCGGCCUUCUGUUCUCGCUCUCGACACCACGCCCGCUCAACACGAAUGUCAUGUCGCUCAGCUAAACAGUGUUUCCGACAAUCGGUCGAGUGUUCAGUCUGUGAAUCCCAUUCCCAUGAGCUCUCAUCGAAACGGUCAAUCGAAGUCCAGGACUGGAUGCUUGACCUGCAAGAUCCAACAGUCAGCAGCUGCACAGACUAACGGGAAAUGUACCGAGACUGGUCGAAAGUGCGAAGGGCCCGUCGCCCGCCAGAUUCGUUUUGCUGAGGAUCAGUCCUCAACUCCGAAGCAACAUGUUCUCCUUGCUGAGCUGUCCCUCCACGCCCCGCAACACAGCGACGAUGAACGAUGGGCUUUCAACUAUUUUGUCUAUCGAGUGGCACCAAUGUUCGCAGGAAUCAUAGAUGGUCCUUUCUGGCUCGAGUUGAUUCCUCGUCUUGCCCAAUCUUAUACCUUUGUCUGGCAAGUGGUCAUGUCAAUUAGCUGGGCUUUCGAGCACGUGCAAUAUCGAGACCUGAGGACUGUUUUCGACACCGGUUGUCCAACUGCUGUUGUCAUCAAUACCGAGCACCGACGCGCACUGAAGUGGUAUUCCAAGGCUCUUGUAAGUUUUCGUCAGCUGCUCGAACAAGGUGAAGCAGACAAUGCACAUGCUCUUUUGAGCUGCAUCCUGUUUAGCACUUUUGAGUUUCAGCAGAGGAACGUUGGCAACGCAUUGCGCCUGAUGGACAAUGCCUACAAAAUGCUGGGCCAGAAUCUGUCGAAUUCUCCAGCCCAGCAGAUUCUCGCCACAAACACUGGCAUCGCCGAGACGGUGACGGCUUUCUCCUCAAGGAAGGCGCUAUUGAUGGCCACUUUGGCUAUUCCAGAAUGGAAAUACCACGCAAGGGAACAUAGCUCGAGGCCUUUCAUCGCCGCCACUUUGUCUGUACUGGACGAAUUUCGGCAGAAUUUGUACAAACUCAUGUACAAAGCAUACGAGAUUGUCCGGGUGACAGAUCUUCUUUCUCACGACGAGUACGAGAUGCAAAAGUUGAGGCCAAAACAGCAGAUACGCCUACAGAAGUUGCAACGAUGGAAGGAUUCUUUCCUCCCUUUCUCGGAAGGCUUGCGAGAUGGUGAGACAAAAUGGAUAUCCUCUUAUCUCCUGAUGCACUGGGGUAUCUGCUACAUCUGGCUUUCCUGCUGCAUGACUCCAUGGGAGGUCUCGUUUGACGAGCAUAUGCAUGAGUUUGCAGCCAUUGUCGAGAGGGCAGGGGAGGUUAUCAACCGCGAUGCUGGAGACGAGGCUGGCGGCCCGAUAUUCAAUGGGGAAAUCGAAAUGGUCCUGGCGCUAUAUUUUGCAGCGACUAAAUGUCGUCAUGCGAUGAUCCGGAGGAAGGCUCUGCGCCUUAUACGAAAUAUCCCCUACCAAGAACGCUUCUGGGCAUCCAUCGCAUCCCCACGAGUGGUCGAAAAGAUAAUCGCAGUCGAAGAAUGCCAUGACCGUUUCUUGGAGCAUCCAUCGCCCGCUGGGCUACUCUGGUUACCACCGGAAGAGCACCGGAUACACCAUGUGGCCAUUGUCAAGGGAGAUGUGAACGAAGCUCGCCGGCGCCUCAAAUUGCGGUGGAGCAAGGUUGCGCUUGAUGACGACGGAUCAUUCAGAAUGGUACAAGAGGACGUCUGGCUAGAAGACUGCAUUGAAGAUCCUGGUCGAAAUCAGCACUGCUAA
Messenger RNA from Fonsecaea multimorphosa CBS 102226, 1719 nucleotides. RefSeq lists its product as uncharacterized. Bases 1 to 1719 code for a protein of 572 amino acids. Lineage: Eukaryota; Fungi; Ascomycota; Eurotiomycetes; Chaetothyriales; Herpotrichiellaceae. The transcript has 4 exons. The record is from RefSeq and is a predicted model, not a curated record.